Gigantopelta aegis is the source of this 1158-nucleotide messenger RNA. RefSeq lists its product as uncharacterized. The record is from RefSeq and is a predicted model, not a curated record. Gene Ontology annotation, biological process: signal transduction. The coding region runs from base 1 to 1158 and encodes 385 amino acids. Lineage: Eukaryota; Metazoa; Mollusca; Gastropoda; Neomphalida; Peltospiridae. The transcript is spliced from 10 exons. Gene Ontology annotation, molecular function: protein binding.
AUGGAUGAAUACAAAAGUGCAAAAGAUCAGUUUUCUGAAACUGUGUCUGUUCAUCUUUGUCUUGAUGAAAGUUUUAAAAAAGCAAAAUACCUCAUCUUUCUCGAUGUGAAACAGCCACGUUCACAUUUGGACUGGGAACCUGAGAAUUGUGAGGAUGAAAUAAGAGACCUUGAGAAGAAAGUAAAUGAUUUGAAAGACAGACUUAAGAAAGAGACAACUGAAAAAGACCAGAAGACAAAAGAAUUGCAAGCAAUGGCUGAAAACAAGCUAGAAGAGAAACCGAACCUUGCUGAGUUAAUCCAGCAUGUUAGGGUUGGAAGUAAAUGGCACCUGCUUGGUGUACUCCUCGAAUUAGACGAAAUUAAACUAAAUGAUAUCAGAAGGAUGAGAGAAGGCAGUGAUUUUAAAGCAUUAAAAAUGUUUCAGUUGUGGCUUAAGACCAACCCCAAUGCUACAAGAAGACAAGUUAUUGACGCAUUAAAAAAAGAACCUGUUAAAGAGAUGACUGUUGCUGAUAAUUAUGAAAAAAUAUUACAGAGUGAGCCUUCUGGAACAAUUAUUGAAAAUGAUACUGAAGUAGAUGACUACUAUGAUGACUCUAACAAGAAACUAGAAAAUGCAAAGAAGAUGAGCAGAGCAAAAACACUAGAGAUAGAGAAGUACCGAGUGAGAUUUGUUCAACAGCAAGAAAAAGAAAGAACAAUUAUUGAAAAUGAUACUGAAGUAGAUGACUACUAUGAUGAUUUUAACAUGGAACUAGAAAUGUUAAAGAAAGUGAGCAGAGCAAAAACACAAGAGACAGAGCAGUACCAAGUGACAUCUGUUCUACAAGGAAAAGAAUACCAAGAUGAGGAUGAUAUAAAAGAGUUUCAAAGAGAUUCUUUCAAUAUGAUAACAAAUCGUGAAUUGGAAUUCUCUACUCCAGCAUGCCAAAUGUUGCAGAAAGUCAAUGAGAAUUUUAUUGCUGAGAACACAAGAGACCAUUGGAACUUCUUCAGUAAGAAGGAUGAAGUAAAGAUUGAAAGUUCAGCUAGUGAUGAUGAAGGUGUGUCUGGAACAGUUUCUGAAGAAGAUGAAGAAUCAUUAAUAGUUACUCAGGGACCUGCUAAGAAACGACGUGUUAUAACUGACAGUGACAAUGAGGAGGAGGACUGUUAA